Messenger RNA from Pan troglodytes (chimpanzee), 939 nucleotides. RefSeq names its product olfactory receptor 7D4. The record is from RefSeq and is a predicted model, not a curated record. Gene Ontology annotation, biological process: G protein-coupled receptor signaling pathway. Gene Ontology annotation, molecular function: G protein-coupled receptor activity; olfactory receptor activity. Gene Ontology annotation, cellular component: membrane. NCBI's taxonomy places the organism in Eukaryota, Metazoa, Chordata, Mammalia, Primates, Hominidae. The transcript has a single exon. The coding region runs from base 1 to 939 and encodes 312 amino acids.
AUGGACUUGGGAAAUCAAACAAGAGUUUCAGAAUUUUUACUCCUGGGAUUUUCCCAAGACCUAGAGGAUCAACAGUUGCUCUUUGCACUGUUUCUGUCCAUGUACCUGGUCACCGUUCUGGGGAACCUGCUCAGCAUCCUGGCCAUCAGCUCUGACUCCCACCUCCACACCCCCAUGAAUUUCUUCCUCUCCAAUCUGUCCCUGGCUGACAUCGGUUUCACCUCCACCGCAGUCCCCAAGAUGCUGGUGAACAUCCAGGUGCAGAGCAAUGCCAUCAGCUAUGCAGGCUGCAUCGCCCAGAUGUAUUUUUUCAUGGUUUUUGGAGGCAUGGACACAUUUCUCCUCACCGUGAUGGCCUAUGACCGGUACGUGGCCAUCUGUCACCCCCUGUACUACCGUGUCAUCAUGAACCCCCGCCUCUGUGGCCUGCUGGUUCUUGUGUCCUGGUUCCUCAGCUUGUCAUACUCCCUGAUCCAGAGUCUGUUGAUGCUGCAGGUGUCCUUCUGUACCAGUUGGGUCAUUCAGCACUUUUACUGUGAGCUUGCUCAGGUCCUCACGCUUACCUGCUCAGACACACACGUCAAUUACAUCCUGCUCUACGUGGUGACCGGCCUUCUGGACUUUGUGCCCUUCUCAGGGAUCCUUUACUCCUACACCCAAAUUGUCUCCUACAUCCUGAGAAUCUCAUCCACAGAUGGGAAACACAAAGCCUUUUCUACCUGUGGAUCUCAUCUGUUUGUGGUUUCUUUAUUCUAUGGGACAGGCCUUGGUGUGUAUCUUAGUUCCAAUGCAUCGUCCUCUUCCUGGUGGGGCAUGGUGGCCUCGGUCAUGUACACUGUGGUCACCCCCAUGCUGAACCCCUUCAUCUAUUGCUUGCGGAACAGGGACAUCAAGAGGACCCUAGAAACACUGCUUGGGAGAAUGCUGUAUGCUCAAUGA